UACAAAAUUACGCGAUACAGUUUUUCUUUAAAGUAUUUUGUUUUCUUUUUCGCAUUAUUUAAUGACAACAGCUAAUAACUUGAUACAAAUGUUGGAUAUUGAUACUACAUGGAAAGCACACAUAAUGUCGAUAUCGAUAUAUUGACGACACAAGCGCCAUCUUUCAGUCGCCGUGGCAGUCUUAUUCCAUUAGCAAGUCGGUUCGGAACGCAGAGCGCGAAUAUUCUACAAAAAAUCUCAUAUUUUAUUCAUUAAAAGUGCAUAAUAAAUGCGAAUUUUUGUCAAGAGCAUCGAUUGAAUGUGACAAGUGAUUACAGGAAUAUAUUAUUUACCGCGAGUGGUCGCAAUUAAUAGCGUUUCGUUGAUCGCUACAUGUAGUUUGAUUACGGUCUCGACGACAACAACUUUUAACAACUACAAAUAUACUAUGUGCGUGUUUAUAUUUAACGAUCUCCGCGUGAUUGCUGAGACAGUCAUUGUUUAUUUCGUUCGCUCUAGGCAUACGUCGCCGAAUGUAUAAAAUAAUAAUUUUAUGCAUGGAUGCAUUGCGACACAAGAUGUUUUUUAUUUCGUGUUUAUGUUUUAUGUAUCUCGGUAUGACAAAUUCGCGAAGUCAUUAUUGCUUGAUGUGAAAUGUGUGGUGUAAAGUGAAGUGUAGAGAUCGAUUUUCGUUCGAAGACAAUACAUGCAACUAACAAGUGUGGAUUUUCAAUAUUCAUCGAUUCUUCGAUGGAGGUGACGCGGAGUAAGCUAAAACGGAAUUUGCAACGGAUGAAGCAAAUUAUAGUUGAAGUCGAGGAGCGCUCCGGCGGGAAGGCGCGCGGCGGUAAACUAGCGCGUCGUGCGCGCUCCUUCAAGGAGGACUUUCUGGAAAAGCUCUCCCACAUGCGGUCUCCUGGUAGCGGCAGCGGUGGCGGCGGAGGCAGCGGGGCGGCCACGAGGGCCGCCUCGCCCUCGUCACCGCGUACGCCGCGAGACAAGAGCGCACCGGGCUGCAACGACUCCGGCACCGCUGUGGAUAAGAAUCCCUUACGCGAUCUGCACAUUCACGUACGGCAGGUGCAGCUGGCACUGCUCCACUUCCGGGAUGUCGUGUCCAAGAAGAAACUCGAGAUGCUGCCCGGCAACGGCACGAUCGUCCUCGAUACCGUUACCACGAUACACAACGCGUUGAAAUCCUAUUUGCUCUAUGAUAACAGCUCCACGUUGGGAUCCGCCACGAAUCAAGUAUACCAAGCACUAGCGCAGUUGCUGAAACUCUGCGACGAUGUAUUAUUGCACGGUGAUCAGUCCUCCGCUUUGGACACCGAAAACGUGACGCACGUUAUUGGGUUGGUGGAGGAAGCGGUGAAAAAUUUAGUAGCCCUGGCGCACGAGAAGAUCGCUAAUAAGCAGAAACCAGCGUCUGCGGCAAAUAGUAACAGAACUUCUGGUUAUGGAUCGGAACUAACGCAAAGAAACUCUCUGCCGGACAUACCGUUGACGCCAAGAGAACGGCAGAUCUUGGAGCAAACAGCGGCGAGCAGUAGUCUGGUUCGCAGCUCGCAUAGUUCGGAGUCGAUUUUACGGGAUUCUAGUCCACCCCCGAAACCCCCGCUACCCGACAGAACAAAUGUGUGUUUGUCGGAGGAAAACAGCUCGUCUGGCACACCUCCUCCGUUACCGCCGAAGAGAAGAACGAGGACCCAGCAGCUCCUCGACGAGUCGGAGGGUCUUCUGGCAUCUAGUCUUGAUAGAGUAUCCCUUCGAAGUCGAUCCCCGGAGGACUCGUCGUCGCUUCUGAGCGCGUCCGCCGGUAGUUUGGAUUCGGCUCUGAAUCAUUCCCGAGAUGAGGACGAGAUUCGAGCUAUAAUGGGACCAAAUGACGAGUCUUUGAAUGACAGUAUGGACCUAAGUCUCAUGGCUACUAUUCAAGGCAUGCAAGUUAAUGGUACUUCAAACUGUAAUUGCUGGGAUGGGUCUGAAACUAGUAUACCAAGUACUAUGUUGCUAGGCCAACAAACGCCUCAAGAAAUGCUUAGUCCAUUCACUGGCAUAGAAGGGAAGAUGGAGCGAUUGUCUACUCAAACACAGGAAUCAGGCUUUGUUUCGAUGCACUCGCAGCGAAGUUCAUCCCAAAGUUACACCGCGUCCAGCAUGACGUCCAAGAGAUCGUCGCAGCAGAGCAGCAUUAGUUAUAAUUCUCAAUCGUUUAGUGCGCAACAACAGUCGUUCUCUCAGACCAAAUCAUCCUCGGAUAGUAACGGCUCUAUUUUUACACAGAAGACCAUGACUAGUUCCAAAAGUACUGUUAGCACGACUAAUGUAUCUGGAAACGGAGACCCAGCUUUAUUGGAGAAACUGGUAAAUGAAAUGGAAUCGGUAGCUACGUCCGAUUCUAACGGAGUGCCUCCGGCGUUGCCGGAGAAGCGAUCCAAAAGAAGGAAAGAACGUCAGCCAUCGCAGUACGAUAAUGUACCAGAAAAUGAGCAUUUAUCCACGUGCAGUUUGCACACCAGCAACGGAGACAGUCCGGAUGCCAGCAAGCCGCCUCCUCUGCCUCUGAAAAAACGUCACAUGUUCCAAUCAGUGGCAUAUUCUGUCAUGGCGUACAUGGAGAUGUUUGGAAACUGCUCCCACAGUAAUAACGAUUUCAUCUCCGGUCUCGGUACUCGGCAUUCUGUAGCAGCCUACAACUCGAUGCAAGCAGAAUGGCAGCAACAUGAGAUGUCUCUUACCACAACACAAUCAUGUUCCUUUAUGGCGCACACCGUGACUGAAUUACGUGACAGCUCAAGCCUUUCUAUGACUCCAGCACCGACUUUAGUAUCGGUAGAUGCAACAAAUAAUUCUAGUCUGCCGCCGGCGUUACCACCAAAGAGAUCUCGUUCCAUCAAAUCAAACUCUACACCUCCGCCGAUAUCGCCGAAACCUACGAUCAGUAUGCAAAGUAUUAAUAACUCGGAUCCCCUCGUGACAUCAACGCCCCUGAAGCCAGACGAGCCAGCUCACGUGCAAGAGAAGAAAGACGUUACACCUUCCACUCCAGUGAAAUCGAAUAAUAAUAUUAUCUUGGACGCAGCAUUGCCGUCGUCCAGGCCGGCUAGUAAUGCGCUUUCUUCCAUAUCAGUUGACGAAAACACUCUUGAACUGAGGGACGUCGAUCAAGACGACAGUAUUUUAGACGAAUUAGACAUUAGCAAAUACUUGGUAUUGAAGAAAGCGGAAGAGGAAGGGCCGGAUAUACGCGGUGGACAUCCCGAUGCAUUACUAAUCCAUGCGACGAAAGCGAACAAACACGAUGAGAAAGAAUCAGACUUUCUAUAUCAAGAGGCGUUCUUAACGACGUACAGAACCUUUAUACAGCCGUUAGAACUAAUUCGAAAGCUACACAGACGCCAUCAACGUUUUUCGUGUUCUCCAGAUGUCGUCAAGCAAAGAGCCGCGCGCGAAGCGUUUUCCUUAUUAGUUAGAGUCGUCAGUGAUUUAACAAUAUCCGAUCUCGACGACGUUCUUCUGCAAACUCUAAUGGAAUUUGUGCAGCAAUUGGUGUGCAGCGGGGAUCUCACGAUGGCCAAAGCGUUGCGAGUUAAGAUUUUAGAGAAGCACAGUCUCAAGCAGCUGCAAGCGGCACAGCCGAUUCUCUCGUCUUUAAGUGUAACAACGAAGCAGGCAUCUCUGUUGGACUUCAAAAGCGAACAGAUCGCGGAACAAAUGACACUGCUCGAUGCCGAUUUGUUCAUGAAAAUAGAAAUUCCAGAAGUGCUGAUCUGGGCGCAGGAGCAGAACGAGGAGAGAAGUCCGAAUCUUACGAGAUUCACUGAGCAUUUCAACAAAAUGUCGUACUGGGCACGAUCUAGGAUACUAGAACAUCGAUUAGAAAAUGAGGCGAAAGACAGGGAGAAAUACGUUGUAAAGUUCAUCAAAAUAAUGAAACACCUUAGGAAGAUUAACAAUUUCAAUAGCUAUCUCGCAUUGUUGUCUGCACUGGACAGUGCACCCAUUAGGAGACUCGAGUGGCAGAAGCAUAUUACGGAAGGUCUCAAGGAGUAUUGCGCCCUCAUCGACAGCUCUAGCAGUUUCCGAGCCUAUAGACAAGCUCUAGCAGAUACACAACCACCAUGUAUUCCUUAUAUCGGACUUGUUUUACAAGAUCUUACGUUUGUGCAUAUUGGAAAUAGCGAUUUAUUACCAGAUGGCACUAUAAACUUCUCAAAGAGAUGGCAACAAUAUAACAUUGUUGAAAAUAUGAAAAGAUUUAAGAAAGGCACGUACUCUUUCAAGAAACACGAACGCAUCAUAACAUUUUUCAACAACUUUAGUGAUUUCCUCUGUGAGGAGGCGAUGUGGCAGAUUUCCGAAAGUAUCAAGCCACGUGGCGGCAAGAAGACGCAGUCGCAAAACUAGAAUAUACCUAACCCUUUCACUGCCUGCGUCUCGAAAUCGAAAGGCUGAAACACACACACACACACACACACACACACAUACACACACACAGUGAAUUAGGAGAUUUAUAUUUAGGUAUAUACUUUUUUGCGGAGAAAUUCUACAACGCUCUAAGAGCGGUGAAAGGGUUAGCGAGUCUAUCCCUUUUCGACAACCUCUGUGAGGUUGUGUCUUACUGUAUUAUUAAACUUUACGGAAAUUUUAGUAUUGGAAACGUAUGAAUUCAGUAUUUAGUAGGCUCAGUAUAACAUACUGCACUAUUUAACUUAAAGUAAUUAUACGUUUGUAAAAAUUCGCAUCAAUUCGAGAUCGAAACGCCAAAAGCUCGGAUUCAUUGAAGAACGCUAGGUAAAAACCAAUAUCUAUCCCAGUGCAUUUUUAAUAGUCUUUCCGUUUUGUUACAAGCCGAUAUGAAGUAUUUGCUAUGAAGAUAUGCAACUUAUACUUAACUUACAAACUGUAACAAUGUUUAUCCUAAUAUUAAUGAGAGAAACCCCGAUCUUCAACUGUUCUAGAUACAUUUAAGAAACGACUUAUUUAUUUGUCUUUGCUAGCGAAUUGUAUAAAGUAGUACGUGUUUUUCUUUUUAAUUUAUUUAAAUGUAUGUAAACGUCCAUUUCUAGCUUUAUGUAGGUAAGCGAAUUUUCGAGCGUCAACAGAACACUGUUGAUUACACAAGGAUGAACACCAAUUACGUUGAUUAAUGUAGGGCCAUUGUAGUCUCGUGUUUAGCGCUCUGGCGCGCAUAUCUCGGGACACAUGGUACGACUGAGCGCAACUGUUACAUAUACUAUUGUAUAUGAUGAUAGGAAAAAAAAAAAACAUUUUUGUUGGCAACUUGUUAUUAGAUAUCAAAGCUUUCAACUUUAACUCACAUCACUACCUAACGAUUAUGGGGUAAGAUAAAUAUGUAAUUAAAAUUUUUAUCCAAAUUUAAUUUAACUCCAUAAUUUAUCAGUUUUCGAAGCGAUUUUUUCAACUAAAAACUUGAAAUAUUCUCCUAAACUUGAACACUAAUUUUCAUAAUACAUUCCACGGGACAAGCAAUUGGAUUAAUUUUGCCACGAUUGAAAGUGGAUAUAUCUUGUAUUUUUUUUUCUAACACUCAAUGACACCACUUUUAGAUAUAAUCCACAAUGGAAGAUGUUGCCAUAUAAUAAUAAAUAUAGCAGUUUGCGUGCCUCUUCUUCAAGAAUGAAUCAAGUGAAUGAAUCCGCCUGUCAAUCUCUUUUUUAGUUUAUUAUUUGGGUAAUAAUGCUUCACCCGUGUAAUAAUAACCGGUAAAUAUAUAUAUAUAUAUGAAUGAUUCAUCGAUUCUCAAACUUCAUCUUGGAUACGUGUAACAUCAAGAUUUGUAAUAUUUAGUGAUAUAACAGCAACAGAAAAGGCCUAAGCAUUUAGUUGACAACUGACAUCGUUCUAGUACAAAACACGGGUAAUAGCAAUCCAGAGAAAUUAAUUGCCAGGAUAGAUACGCAAAAUUUUAAAAAGUAGUUGAAAAGCUGCCAUAUACGUAUAAAAGUUAGUGUCAAUAGUUUGAAUUCUACCGAGCGAACUCCCACAAACUUAGAUAGAAAGAUCUGCAUAAAUCCCUUCAUCCUCGACAUUCAUGACACUCGCUUGUGACAUUGUGCGGAAAAGAAAUUCUUAAAAAUUAAUGUGAUAUAAUUGGCUAAUGAAUACGCAAUAUGAAUGAAAUUGUACAUAACGUUGCGUUUGUUUAUGCCACUUAUUUAUGAUACGAAAUCAUUGUAGAAUCUUGCGGGAAAACAGCUAGCUUACGCACAUUAUAUGUGACAAGUAUGCAGCAACAAUAGCGCACAUAUUGCUACUUUGUCGUCAGUAUUCAGUUCAUUACCGGUGCAUGAGUGAAUGCGUGUGCGUGUUUUAUGUUUUCGCCCACUCUAGCUAAUGUCGAAAUGAUUUUUCUCAAUAUAGCAUUAAGCAGAGAUCUAUUAACGCUGUAAAUAAUUUACUUGUAUACAUAAUUUCAUGAAUUUAUAUCGCGUGUAUCUACCAUUGUAUCGAUAAUUGUAAAUGUACAGUAUAUUGCAUCAGGCUAGUAAUUUUUUUUAAGUUUAUUGAAUCAUUGUGAUGCCAUCUUAGGUUCGCAUACAGCGCAUGCAUAAUUUUUUUUAUACUAUAUUUUAAUUUAAUUUUUGCAUUAAAUGAGAAGCGAUCGUAUAAUCGACUUGUGUCUUAUCUACUUUUUCAAUUUCUAUCAUAUUGUUUCUCGAGGCAGCUGUUAUACAUAUUUUUGCAUAUAGGCUUCUAAUGACAUCUUUAUCUUCCAAUGUUGAUAAACAACCGUUUAUAUUUUGUACAAUAUUUUUUAGAAAUUCUGUUAAUAGUUGAAAGACCUUCCCGAGAGACAAUUGUACGGAUCGGCACUGUAUCAUAAUUUCUAUAAUUGCAUGAAGAUUCUGUUAGACUAUUGGCAGAAUUUCCUUUUUACAUAUUACGAACGAAUAUAUAAGUAAAUAAUCUUAAGUACUAUAUUACCAAAAUACGAGUGAGAUGAUCCAUUGAAUGUGCAACGAAGAAGUUAGACUCGAUCUACUAAUUAGAUAGGCAAUUAAGCUGCUUUGCAAGUAGGAAAUUGAGUUGCUAAGAAGACGAAACACAAUUACCGCAACUGCUUUCUUCUUACGCUCGAUACUUGACUAAUAAACUAGAGAGUAACAUAGUUAGGCGGUAACGUAGCUGUAUUUUCUUUUUUCUAUCAUUUGCUGAAUGUCUUAGCUUCAAAAUGACAGUCUGAAUGAAAUGGACUCUAAAGCAAUUGCUGUUAACGUUAAAAAAAAAAAAAAAUUACAAUUAAACACGUGAUAUAUAUAUUACAUAUAUAUCGUGUAAUUUUACCGCAUACUCGGAUUUUAAGGCGAGGUUUAUUUGCACGUUCGGAGGUCGAUCGUACAAUAUUUAUUACACUGUAUAUAUGCAUAUGUUGGUAAUCUAGUCUAACAACGGAACGAACUAUGUUGUCAAUAUUUAAAAUGUAUACCUCGGCACACACACAUCUAAGCGUUUUAAGGUCUAAAGGCAAAACUAGUUUCUACAUCAGAGACGGACUUGUAUCAAAAUUAUUUGUCCCACACAUGGGCUUCCUCGCUCGGUCAUACAUGCAUCUCGGCCGAAAAACUCAAUAAAAUUGAAUCAAAUAACUCUCGCCGAAAAUGGAUUAACGUUCUUCUGCGUGUACUGUUAAAAUAGGAAGUGGCAAUUCAAGUCCGCGCAAAUCGACGCAAAGGUGCACUGCGGGAAAGGAUGUGAGACCGAUCGUCUCGCAAGGAACCUUCCCGCUGCUGUAUCGCUGCGUCAGUUUGGGCCGUCUUUUAUUAGUAGCAAAUACCGAUAAGUACCAAAACAAGUAAUAAUCGCUAUCGAUGUGUUACCAAUUCUUUGUCAAAAGAUAUAUGUAUGUAACUUUGCACUCACAUAGAUCUCACGGUAAGUAUUAGAAAGUAUCACACAUAAAAAAAACUGCGUAUCGACGCUUCAUUGAUUUAUGUUCCAUCAGAAUAUUUAUUACUACAGCAACAAAGAUGACAUAUCCACGGAACACUACUUGUAGGGCAGUAAAUUAGAAAAAAAAAAAAUAGAAAAAAAGAUAGAAAGUGAAUAAGAAAUGUAUUAAAGUACCGUAUUUAAAGUAAUUUUAAUGAUCCAGAAAUUGAUUUAGUUUUACUUGCGCUGCGUAAUCACACAGAUGAGUCGACUAUUUCAGACGAAUAAUAAUCAAAAAAUAUUGUAAUAUAAAUUUUACAUUGCAUAUAGUGCAGAAAAAAAAAUACAAAAUCCGUACAUUUUAAAUAAUAGAAGAUUGUUGACUACGUUGGAGACUAAUUAAAAAUAUAGAAUUAGUUGCAAUUUUUGAAGUGAAUAAUUUUUUGAAAUAUGCAUACAACUCACCAUGAAAGGUACAGAUCUGAAUUUACUGUGUAAUAUUCUGAUGUCCAUGAUAAACAUCUAGUCAAUAAUAAACAGUUCAGUCUGGCGUAAAAGCAAAAAGAAGAAAGUAUUACAGAAUAAUAACUGAUAACCAAUAUUUGGAAACGCUCAUAUUUUGAAUAAGCAAUAUCUGCAUUUAAUAAGAAAUUCCUUCGGGCUCAUAUCAUUUUUAAGUACAGCUACUUUGUGCAAUUGCCACGCGACGAUAAAGGUAUAAACUUUGGAAUUUAUUAAUGUGUACCACGUAUUUGCGACAUGUAAGAUGUGAAAUCCAAGUUAUAGCAGAUUCUCUCAAUUAUUUUCUGAUUGACAGCAUUGCAUCUUUAUACUCGUGAUAUACGUAUUCAAUUAUAUCUGUCGAAAUGUAUUUUACUGUUAGACGUCAAAAAGAAGGCGGGUGCAGGCAAAAUGGAAUACUACUUAGUAUUUGCGGAAUAUAUGUGUCUCAUUCUACAAGACUAUCAAACAUUAUGAGAUGUGUAAUCACUGAAAAUAACGGAAGCGGACAAUUGAUUAAGCAUAUCAUUUGUAAGUACGUGAUAUUACUAAGUGUUGUAUUCGACGUCCUUAACUACGCUAUAACGAUAAUUGUGACGGAUUUUAAUCGACACAUGAAAUAUAUCAUGCUCACGCGUUUCAUUGUACAAUUUAUUCCGUAGCCCAUCGUCAUAUUUUUCUAAUCUGUAUUUUCAUUAUGGUCGUGUAUACUACAACGUACGUCAUGAUACAAUGGAUACAAUUUGUAUGAAGAUCUUUCGAUGUCAAUGCAAUUAAUGUUCAACCAACACUAAUGAGUAUUAUCGACAUCAUUUUUCUCUUUCUCUUUUUAUGUUCUGAAUACAUAUUGAAGAUUUGUAUGCAUACAAAUUUUGGAUCAAAUGUUAUUGCUUUUUUUGUAAUGAAUGUACGAAGAAGUGAAAUAAAAAUGUGUUAGUCGA
This is a messenger RNA of Linepithema humile (Argentine ant), 9314 nucleotides long. It is a transcript of the gene C3G, whose product is annotated as C3G guanyl-nucleotide exchange factor. The record is from RefSeq and is a predicted model, not a curated record. Gene Ontology annotation, molecular function: guanyl-nucleotide exchange factor activity. NCBI's taxonomy places the organism in Eukaryota, Metazoa, Arthropoda, Insecta, Hymenoptera, Formicidae. Gene Ontology annotation, biological process: Ras protein signal transduction; positive regulation of GTPase activity. Gene Ontology annotation, cellular component: plasma membrane.